Messenger RNA from Pyrenophora tritici-repentis Pt-1C-BFP, 651 nucleotides. Its product is annotated as acetyltransferase. NCBI's taxonomy places the organism in Eukaryota, Fungi, Ascomycota, Dothideomycetes, Pleosporales, Pleosporaceae. Gene Ontology annotation, molecular function: acyltransferase activity, transferring groups other than amino-acyl groups. The record is from RefSeq and is a predicted model, not a curated record.
AUGCACAUGUCUACCCCAAGACCAUCCUUCCAAAGCGCCCGCAUCCACUACCGCGCCAUCCGCCUGACCGACACGGCCAUAUUCGACCUCCUCGUAAACGACGUCCCGGGCUUCGCAAACACAACCUUUGCAAACGCCAAACCCCCCAGCCCCGACGAAGCAGAAAAGUUCCUCAAAGAAACCACCGAAGACGCCCUCCUAGCCGUAAUACUAUGGCUCCCCCCCACACCCACCUCCGAAGUUGAACAAGAACUACAAACCCGCCGUAAACAAGGCGACGACAUCACAGACCCCAACUUCGGCACCGCAAUCGGCAUCCUGCACCUCCGCGGACCCGCCCCCCACGAGCAGCACCACCGCACCACCGACGUCUGUAUCGACAUCCUGCCGCAGUACCGGGGUUACGGCUACGGCUCGGAGGCCAUUCGUUGGGCCAUGGAUUACGCGUUCCGCCGCGCGGGCCUGCACAGCAUGCGCAUGCGCGCCUUUGGCUGGAACAUGGGCGCCAUACGGCUGUACGAGAAGUUGGGCUUUAUCAUGGAAGGGCGAGAGAGGGAGGCUGUGUGGUUUGAGGGCAGGUGGUGGGAUUCGGUUACGCUGGGUAUGUUGGAGGAUGAGUGGCGGGGGCUGCAGAUGAGAGGGGUGGUUUAG